This is a messenger RNA of Chenopodium quinoa (quinoa), 2156 nucleotides long. RefSeq lists its product as uncharacterized. The transcript is spliced from 2 exons. Lineage: Eukaryota; Viridiplantae; Streptophyta; Magnoliopsida; Caryophyllales; Amaranthaceae. Bases 776 to 1714 code for a protein of 312 amino acids. The record is from RefSeq and is a predicted model, not a curated record. Gene Ontology annotation, molecular function: RNA-DNA hybrid ribonuclease activity; nucleic acid binding.
AGGUGUGAUUAGAUUUUUUUUUUCUAUACACCUUUUUAAAAUUAAACACUACAUAGGCAUGUAGCAAUAUUUAACAUACUUCCUCGCAGCCCAGUGGUAAGAAUCCAAUUACCCAUCCCCCAAAAGCCUUUUUUUUUUUCUUUUCUCAUUUUUUGGGCUAUUACUUUUUUACUUUUAAUAUACAUAAUUAAUAUCCACCUAUAAAAGUUCAUCAUUGAAUACUCAUUAAGGGGCCGUUUGGUUCGCACAGGGGAAUCAGAAUGGAAUGAAGAAAGGGAAUAAAAGAGAUAGGAAUGGAUUCCCCAAAUUUAGCCUUGUCGUUUGGCUAUGUCCAGAAAACGGAAUGAACUACUCAUUGAUUCCCUUUGUUACUGUUUGGUUCAAGCCGGAAUCAAACUAUGAGUUUUUUAAUUCUUUUAUAUUUUUUCCAAAAACCAAUAUACACGUAUACAUAUAUAUAAAAUCAUAGCUUUAAAAAAAACCAAUAUACACGUAUACAUAUAUAUAAAAUCAUAGCUUUCAAAAAAAAAAAAUCAUAAAUCAAGUAAAAAAAAGGUACACAAAAUUGUUCUUAGUGCCUAAUGUUCGUACAUUCAAGAAACCAACAUUGGUAUAUACGAAGUAUAACAUGAACAUUAUUAUAUAUUAACAACAAAUUAGCAUACAUUCAAGAAGAAAAAAAAAUCAAUAAAUAACUAUUGCUUCAAUAAACCCUUUACAGUCAAGUUUAUUGAAAAGAAGAGGCAUAGAGGAUAAUGUUAUUAUUAUUAAAGAAAUGACACAUUUAUUUAAUAAAGCAAAAAAAGAAAAAAAUAUAAUGGCUUUGAAGUUAGACCUAACCAAGGCAUAUGAUAGUUUGGAGUGGAAUGUCAUAGAGGAAACUCUUAUUGGUUUUAAUUUCCCUCCUAAUUUUGUCAAACUUAUCAUAUUCUGUAUUACUACUCCACAAAUUUCUGUAUUGUGGAAUGGAGAAAUAACAUCAGAAUUUAGACCGUCAAGAGGAAUAAGACAAGGUGAUCCAAUGUCAUCUUACAUAUUUGUUCUGUGUCUUGAGCGUUUAUCCUUAAUGAUUGAGGAAAAAGUGCUUCAAAAACAAUGGAAACCAGUCAAGGUGGAGGAUAAGAAAAACAAGGGUAAAGUAGUGGUUGGGAGUUCUUCAAGUUUGAAGUGGGAAGCUCCUAACGAGGGGUAUAUCAAGAUCAAUACCGAUGGAGCAUGGAUGAAUUCAGCUAUUUCCUCAGGUGGGGGUGUUCUUAGAAGAUCUGAUGGGACUUGGUAUGUGGGUGUCUCCUGCAAAUAUUCAGCAGUUUCUCCUCUCGCAGCAGAACUGUAUGCCCUUAAUGAUGGCCUUUCAAUUGCUAAUGAUCUAAGGAUCAAGAAGGUUGAGGUGGAAACAAUUGCUCAGUCCUUGAGGACAAUGCUGCUGACUACAGGCCCUAACCCUCAUCAUGAACUUGCGGCUGUAGUUUGUGAUGUGGCUGCAGUUAUGGGAAAGUUUGAAUCGGUGAUCAUCACCCAUGUUCCUAGGGAGCAGAAUGAGCUAGCUCAUAAAUUAGCUGCUUUUGGCAAAGAUAUGGCAGUGGGUUACAAAACACAUUAUCUUGUUCCAGAAUGUGUGCAUUCUGUCUAUGAAGCUGACCUCCUCCAUGUUGCUGCGGCACGAAAUGUUGCUGUUGCUGCUGCAUCAGGAGUUUCGACAGCUUUAUCCAUGUAGGUUUCUCCUAAUCUUUGUUAUGGAUGAAUAUGACUUUUGGGGAUGUUGGAUUUUACUUUUGGGUUAGUGAAAUGUAAGGUUAACUGUUAUAGGGGGGUUUUGUACAGCAGGAACAUCGAUUUAGCCUAUAGUUUAGGCAUUAUUUUGGCAAGCAUCCACUUUUUUUGUAAAUUGUAUGUGAUGCUUGAUGUAAUUAACUCAAGGCAUUAGCCUCUUAAUAUAAUUAUCUACAGUUUGUGUUAAAAAAAAACUAUUGCUUCAAUACUGUUCGUCACCCCCCCAAAAUGAAAUUAAAAAUAAUUAAAAAAAAAAAAAAAAACCACAAAAGCCUUGAAAACGAACAGUGAGUAUCAAUUUCUAACCACAAUUCAACAAAAAUUAGGAAUCCACCACAAUUCAACAAAAAUUAGGAAUAAGUAUAAUUUCCCAAAAAAUUCAUGAG